AUGCAUCCCCAUCUGGCCACCCCGGAGCGACAACUGGUGUGUGGCGACUUCAUACAAGCCUUGGAACGAUGUCAUGCAUCGGGAUGGUGGUUUCGCUAUACAGGGGGAUGCAAUGAGGAGAAGGACGCCUUGCGAAUGUGUCUGAGGCAAGAGAGAAUUGAUAGAACCCAAAAGAAUCUGGAGAAUGCACGACUACGCCGUGCAUCGUCCCAGCAAGCGUGGCAAGAGAUGCAGUCCGAUUAG
Dacryopinax primogenitus is the source of this 243-nucleotide messenger RNA. RefSeq names its product UPF0287-domain-containing protein. Lineage: Eukaryota; Fungi; Basidiomycota; Dacrymycetes; Dacrymycetales; Dacrymycetaceae. The record is from RefSeq and is a predicted model, not a curated record. Bases 1 to 243 code for a protein of 80 amino acids. The transcript has 3 exons.